Messenger RNA from Ricinus communis (castor bean), 878 nucleotides. RefSeq lists its product as uncharacterized. The transcript has a single exon. NCBI's taxonomy places the organism in Eukaryota, Viridiplantae, Streptophyta, Magnoliopsida, Malpighiales, Euphorbiaceae. Bases 387 to 752 code for a protein of 121 amino acids. The record is from RefSeq and is a predicted model, not a curated record.
CAGUUUUCUAGAGAUACUUAUCAUUAUCUCCUUUAAAGGCUUAUUAACUAGUUUCAAGUUCCAGCCCUUAGUAUUUUGUUCUCAAUCUACAGAUUUCUCUGUCUCUGUCUCUCCCUCUCCCUCUCCCUCUCCCUCUCCCAUGCACGCUCUCUUACUCUCUUAUAAGCAUCGAGGCGAAGUUGCACAAUAUCAUUGGGUUUUAUACUGCAUACUAUAUUCUAUCUUUCUCCAUUUCCCUCCACAUUUUCAAGCUGAAUCUUGUAUAAACCCGCGCAUCUGUCCUAUAAGCUAGCUAGUCUUUGGGCCCAAAUUUCCUUUGUUCUUUUUGUUUUCUGGUCAGACCCCAGAUCUCUUUACUUUCAUCAGAAACCAACUUGAAGUCUAAAAUGUCAAUGCCAUUAACUCAGCAACCACCAGCAGUAACUGUAGCACAAGAACCUUUCAGCACUCACUCAACUCAUGGCUCAAUUGGCCCACUUAUUGUAGUACUUGUAGUAAUAAUGAUUUUAGGUGUUCUUGCUGUUAUGAUUGGAAGGCUCUGCUCAGGAAGGAGAAUCCUGGGUUAUGGUCAGUAUGAUAUAGAGAGCUGGGCAGAAACAAAAUGCGCUUCUUGCAUUGAUGGAAGGAUAAGCUCUCCAGCACCAAGGUCUAAUCCUUUUGUUACCUCUGGCUCAUCACCGUUGCCUGUCCAAAUCCACCAAGAAACCAAGCAGGAAGAGCAAUCUCCUCAACACCCACCUGAAAGUCUUUGAUUCUUGAGCAUUUUUUUCCCUGUGGAUGUAGUGGCUCUGUUUUGUUUAAUUUCACAUUGUUUGCUUGCAAGAAUAUUAUGCAUUGUUGCUGGUAUACAUUUUGAGGUGAAUAUGUCCUGAUUUGCA